This is a messenger RNA of Nymphaea colorata (pocket water lily), 1324 nucleotides long. Its product is annotated as DNA repair RAD52-like protein 2, chloroplastic. The record is from RefSeq and is a predicted model, not a curated record. Bases 391 to 1044 code for a protein of 217 amino acids. Gene Ontology annotation, biological process: double-strand break repair via homologous recombination. The transcript has 4 exons. Gene Ontology annotation, molecular function: DNA binding. Lineage: Eukaryota; Viridiplantae; Streptophyta; Magnoliopsida; Nymphaeales; Nymphaeaceae.
ACUCGCCACAACCUCGGCGGUUGUUGAGAUAUUGAAAAGUUUGUCCCUCCGUGGAGACGUGCGCGUAUGCAACGCACCCAUUGGUGUUGGGAGAGAGAGAGAGAGAGAGAGAGAGAGAGAGAGAGAGGUUAUGGUGCGGUAGCGUCUCUUUCGGUAGGUAGGCUUCAAAGUUGAAACUGCGUCAAUGUCAGAUUGGAACGCUCACCUACCUAACCCCAUCUCCCCUUUGGAGAAGUAGAAUCCACGCCCGCGGCACAGACUUCAAACUGGACACGCUCUCCGGCCCGCCACUACCCUUCGCCCAUAAUCCCCAACCAACCAAAGCCUUCCCGUUCCUGUUCCUGAUCGUUCAUCGCCCGAGAAGGAGGAAGAAGGGGGAGGUCGCUGGUCAUGGAGGCUGUAGGAGUCGCCACAGGAGUCCUAAGCGUGAGGGUGGUGCAGAACAAAGAGUCGAGAGGCUGCAGGAACUCUGAGAAGGGAUGCCGGCCUCCCUCCUACGCCGUCAGCGUCAAGGCGUUGAGCAGGAGGAGGAGUGGUGUGAGUGCUGGCAGUGGCGGCCUUUGGAUCAGCGCAGCCGCAGACGCGAGCAGCAAGGGUGGCGUUAAGAAGGGCUCCGUCCCCAAUUCCAACUACGUGGUUCCGCUGGACAAUCCUUCCAAUUUAUCGUGUAUAACACGCCCCCUGGUGGAGAUCCUCAGGGACCUGAACAAGAGGGUACCUGACAAAAUUAUCAAGACUGACGCCCUCAAUGGUCACAACUACAUCCCCUGGUAUCAUGCCAACCGAAUGCUGAGCUUCUUCGCUCCAGGUUGGUGUGGAGAAAUACGAAACAUUUUAUUCUCUGAUGAUGGAAACGUUACUGUUGUUUACCGGCUGACAAUUCGUGGGUCUGAUGGAGAGGCAUUUCGUGAAUCUUGUGGAACGGCAUCAACUAACGGACAGGUGGAGGAUGCAGUUGCUGAAGCCGAGGCACUCGCAUUCUGCAGAGCAUGUGCUCGGUUUGGGUUAGGAUUGCAUUUGUAUCAUGGAGAUGAAUCGCUGUAGCAACUGAAUGUUUGCCUUGUGCCCCUCAAAAAUAUGCCAACUUUCCAGCCCCUUAUUCACUGUUUGUUUAAGACCUGAAUGGGCCGAUGUAAUCAUUAUGUUCUUGUCAAACGGAGGAAAGAAAAGAAGAAAAUGAUAAACGACAUCCAGACAUUACUUGGUGGAGCUGCUUUAUACGUGUUUGCGUAUAUUCUUUUUCUCUCGUUCGUCGUUUACUGUGACGAACGAAUAAUCAUGUGUUGCUAAUGUAAAUUGAACGUCUGAUCUUUUGAUGCCUUAA